UUUAAGCAAUUUAGAUUAUCAGAAUCAGGUAGGUUCAGAUGUACUACAACAUGGCUGUCUUCUCUCCAGUCAUAUUCUUAGAAAUAUUUCUUUAAUAUCUUUCCUCUUGUUUGCUGAGACCCAGCCUUCUGAGCAGUGCCAUGGGCAUGCCUCCACUGCAGAGCAUUCAAGGCCAGAUCAGAAGCUCGCCUUGCCUCCUCCAAGAGAACUAGCUGGGGAACACCAGGAAUCCCUCAUAAACCUGCAUCGUCAUGUCAUUCAGUGCCACAAUUUUGUUCUCCCCUCCCAACACCAAAGAAGCAAAAUGCUGCUGCUGCACCUGCAAGCAGGAGCCGGGGGCUCAGACGACUACGCCGCCACCGCCACCAUCUUCAUCAAGCACCCCGAUCACGGUUACAGGCACUGGGCUAGCAGUACAGUCUUCAGAGCAACUGCUCCAUGUCAUCUAUCAACGUGUAGAGAAGGCAGUGGGCCUUGCUGAGGUGGCGCUGAGCCUGGCCAAGGCCAAUAAUGAAGCCCUGAGGCGGCUGGAGGAGGAAAUGGGGACACUGCGCCGAAGGACGGCCCCCGUCCUCAAAGCCAGCCCCUUGAGUGGUCCUGAGGAGCGGCAAGAGGACAAUGAAGAGCAGAAUGAGGAGGAACAAGAGGCUGAAGGCUUCAGAAGUGGCGUCCAGGUGGUCAUUGAAGAACUGCGGCAGCUGGGAGCAGCGGCAGGGCCACCUGGACACUUGGGUUUCUCGCCUGUGCAUCUGGGGCCUGGGGGGCUUGGCGGGGGCGCAGAAGAAUCACCCGCAGUAGAUGUCUCCAUUCAAAGGGUCUAUGCCACACCACCUUCCCCCUCCUCUCAGCCUCUGGAUGAUCCUUCUCUCUCCUGCCCAGAGGUAUCCCCCAACAGCAUCACCUUGGAGGACAACAUGCGCGGGGAGCCACGUUUCUCUUUGGGCUUUGCAAGUCUUCCUUGUAGAAACCGAAGCAUGGGACAGAAGAAUGCAAGGCGCAAGAGGGACUUGGUGCUCUCGAAACUGGUCCAUAAUGUCCACAACCACAUCACCAAUGACAAGAGGUUUGAUGGCUCUGAGAGCAUUAAAUCUUCAUGGAAUAUCUCUGUAGUGAAAUUCUUGCUGGAGAAACUCAAGCAUGAAUUGGUAUCAAAUCACCACAAUUAUACUGACAAAGAACUAAAAGGUGCUUGUGUGGCCUACUUUCUAACCAAACGACGUGAGUAUCGCAACUCUCUCAAUCCCUUCAAAGGACUCAAGGAGAAGGAGGAGAAGAAACUACGAAGUAGACGCUACCGGCUUUUUGCAAAUCGUUCAGGGGUGGCGCGUCUGCUGGGCCCUGAAGAGCAGCGUUUGUGGCAAGGUGUGACAGAGGAGCUCAUGUCAGACGAGGAAGACAGCCUAAGUGAGCCAGGUGUGUGGGUGGCACGCCCCCCACGAUUCCGCGCUACCCCUCUCACUCAGCUUUGCUACCGACUUGAUGCCAACUCAAAGCAUGGCACCAAAGCUAACCGGGUUUAUGGGUCGCCCUCUGACCGCCUGCCCUCCGCUGAAGCUCAGCUUUUGCCCUUGCACCUCUUCAACCCCCAUUUUCAAGAGGAAGGAGCCAGGGCGGGCACACCGCCUAGGCCACCCAGCCACAAAGGCUUUUGUCCUGACCUCAGCUCAUUCGUUGAGAUCAAAGUGGAAAAGGAUGAGUGACCUGAGAAUGCUGAUCGUGUUUAAUAUGGCAGCCAAAAGGAAGACAAGGAGAGAAUACAGGAUCACCACCAGCUGAACUCAGUAUCUUCCCGAAGAGGAGGGAAGCAAAUUGUCUGCCAUGCGCCAGGUUGCGUUUGUGGGCUGAGACGCAUCUUCGCUCCAUAAGGAGCCAUUACUUCUAGGUCAUGAUGGAGAAGAAAUGGAGGAUAGAGAGGGACACCACUGGGAAAAGGAGCCCUUCACAAAGAUGUGGCUGUUUGGUCUAUACCCAACAGGUUGAUGGUGUGAACAUGAAGAGAGUACAAUGUUGCAAAGGGAAUUAAGUCUUUUCUGAGCCUUCAAUAAAGGCAACCUUGAAACAAAAGUAGGAAUUUCCGUAAAAACUGACUACAUUGUGGACUGGGUGGAUCAGAAACUUUGGAGAACCUUUCACAGUGCAAAACUACUCUCAGUUAUACUAAUAGUGGCACAAAAAAUAUAUAUGUCUGAGACAUUUUCUGAAAUUAUGGGGAUUGCUCAUUGCUUAGUGAAAUGCUUUUGGGACCACAAGAGUUAAGAGAACACUUAAGAGUGCCUCUUGGUUGACUUUUCAUUGAUAGCAUUGCUUUUAAAUCAGAAACAUUUAGUGAUACCAAGUUGACUGUUCUCACCUGUAUCUGUGUAAACAUUAGGCAGGUGUGUAUUUUAUUCCUUCAUAAACCGCCCUCCUCCUUGCAGAGUUCCUAUUCCUCCCUCUUAUUUGCAGGAAGAGUAAAAAUCUUGUGUAAGAACGUGAAGAAGAGCUAAGAAACAACACUCCUGGUUUUUAUUAUUUCAUUGUUGUGAUAACUUACCCUUUGCUAGGUUUCAGGAAUGGCUCUCUAUUGUCAAACUCCAAGUCCCCUACAACAGGAGAGAGAAAAAAUAUCUCUGGCUUUUACCAGCGGUAAAACACCAGGCUUUUUGUU
This is a messenger RNA of Lacerta agilis (Sand lizard), 2647 nucleotides long. It is a transcript of the gene C14H14orf93, whose product is annotated as chromosome 14 C14orf93 homolog. The record is from RefSeq and is a predicted model, not a curated record. Bases 252 to 1700 code for a protein of 482 amino acids. NCBI's taxonomy places the organism in Eukaryota, Metazoa, Chordata, Lepidosauria, Squamata, Lacertidae. The transcript has 6 exons.